Elephantulus edwardii (Cape elephant shrew) is the source of this 2147-nucleotide messenger RNA. It is a transcript of the gene SLC40A1, whose product is annotated as solute carrier family 40 (iron-regulated transporter), member 1. The transcript has 8 exons. Gene Ontology annotation, cellular component: basolateral plasma membrane. Gene Ontology annotation, biological process: iron ion transmembrane transport. The record is from RefSeq and is a predicted model, not a curated record. NCBI's taxonomy places the organism in Eukaryota, Metazoa, Chordata, Mammalia, Macroscelidea, Macroscelididae. The coding region runs from base 309 to 2039 and encodes 576 amino acids. Gene Ontology annotation, molecular function: peptide hormone binding; iron ion transmembrane transporter activity.
GCGGCGGGAAGAACUGGGCGCCCUGCUCGUCUCGGGCAGCUGCGAGCCCACUCACCCAGCUUCUAUAAGGCUUUCCCUUUCCAACUUCAGCUACAGUGUUAGCUAAGUUUGGAAAGAAGACCAUAAAGGAGACCCCUGGGCCGUUUUUCUUUUAUUUGCCAUAGCUGUCGUUGGGGGUCUUUGGAAACUCAGCUGUUGUGAUUUUCGUGGUGCUAUAUUCUGUUCUUUGCACUCCUGAUAACAACAAGCACCUCAGCAGAGCAGAGCAGCCACAGCAGCAGAAGUGCGAGCAGGGGGCUCCUGGUGCCAUGAGCGGCUCAAGAGAUGAAAACCACCGCAGAGGAUGUUGUGGAUCUUUCGCAAAAUUCCUGACCUCUGCAAAAUUCCUUCUCUACCUUGGCCACUCUCUAUCUACCUGGGGAGAUCGAAUGUGGCACUUCGCAGUCUCUGUGUUUCUGGUAGAGCUGUAUGGAAACAGCCUCCUCUUGACUGCAGUCUACGGACUGGUGGUGGCAGGAUCGGUUCUGGUCCUGGGAGCCAUCAUUGGUGACUGGGUGGAUAAGAAUGCCAGACUGAAAGUGGCCCAGACUUCACUGGUGGUCCAGAAUGUUUCAGUCAUCCUGUGUGGAAUAAUCCUGAUGAUGGUUUUCUUAUACAAAACUGAGCUUCUGACCAUGUAUCAUGGAUGGGUUCUGACGUCCUGUUAUAUCAUGAUAAUCACUAUUGCAAACAUUGCAAAUUUGGCCAGUACUGCUACUGCAAUCACAAUCCAAAGGGACUGGAUUGUUGUUGUUGCAGGAGAAGACAGAAGCAAAUUAGCAGAUAUGAAUGCUACAAUACGCAGAAUUGACCAGUUAACCAACGUCUUGGCUCCCAUGGCUGUUGGCCAGAUUAUGACAUUUGGCUCCCCAGUCAUUGGCUGCGGUUUCAUUUCGGGAUGGAAUCUGGUGUCUAUGUGUGUGGAGUAUUUUCUGCUGUGGAAGGUUUACCAGAAAACCCCUGCUCUAGCUGUGAAAGCUGCUCUUAAAGUAGAAGAAACGGAAUUGAAACAGCUGAAUUUCCAGAAAGAUCCUGAGCCAAAACCCAUGGAAGGAACUCAUCUAAUGGGUGAAAAAGAGCCUAAUGUCCUUGAGCUUGAACAAGAGCAGGAACCCAGCUGUGCCUCCCAGAUGGCUGAACCCUUCCGCACUUUUAGAGAUGGAUGGGUCUCCUAUUACAACCAGCCAGUGUUUCUGGCCGGCAUGGGCCUUGCUUUCCUCUAUAUGACUGUCCUGGGCUUCGACUGCAUCACUACAGGGUACGCCUAUACUCAGGGACUGAGUGGCUCUAUCCUCAGCAUAUUAAUGGGAGCCUCAGCCAUUACUGGAAUAAUGGGAACUGUGGCUUUUACCUGGCUCCGCCAAAAAUGUGGACUGAUCCGGACUGGUCUAAUCUCAGGAUUUGCACAGUUUUCCUGUUUGAUUUUGUGUGUGAUCUCUGUGUUCGUGCCUGGAAGCCCCUUGGACUUGUCUGUUUCUCCUUUUGAAGAUAUCCGUACUAGGUUCAUUCAGACAGAGCCACUGCCUACAAUUGCACCUACAAAGAUACCUGAAACUGGCUUUACAACUGAAAUGCAAAUGUCAAAUGGAUCUAGUCUUACUAAUAUUGAUCUAGAGAUGAGUCCUAAUUCUGUGCCCAUAAUCUCUGUCAUUCUGCUGUUUGCUGGUGUCAUUGCUGCUAGAAUUGGUCUUUGGUCUUUUGAUUUAACUGUGACACAGCUGCUCCAAGAGAACGUAAUUGAAUCUGAAAGAGGCAUUAUUAAUGGUGUCCAGAACUCCAUGAACUACCUUCUUGACCUUCUGCAUUUCAUCAUGGUGAUCCUGGCUCCGAAUCCUGAAGCUUUUGGCUUGCUUGUAUUGAUUUCGGUCUCCUUUGUGGCAAUGGGCCACAUAAUGUAUUUCCGAUAUGCCCAAAAAACACUGGGCAGCCGGCUCUUUGCUUGUGGUCUUGAUGAAAAAGAAGUCAGGGAUAGAAAUCAAACUGAUGUACCUUUUUUGUAAGACAGUUUCAACUGUUGCUCUCCCUGUUACUGGAUUAUAUAGAGCACAUGUGUUCAUUUUUUACUUCAAGUUGCUAUAAUUUGUUGGGUGUUUCUCUCUCAUUUUGCC